Molecule: messenger RNA, 1432 nt
Organism: Silurus meridionalis
Lineage: Eukaryota; Metazoa; Chordata; Actinopteri; Siluriformes; Siluridae
Product: cytoglobin-2-like
Exons: 3
Coding region: 239-760 (173 amino acids)
Biological process (GO): oxygen transport
Molecular function (GO): iron ion binding; oxygen binding; heme binding
Source: RefSeq, a predicted model, not a curated record
UUGAGUUACAUGGAGUUAAAAAAAAGGAAGAGGAAAAAGGAGGAAGGGAAGAUGAAUGAGACAUAAAAGAGGGAAAGGGGAAGGGUAUUCAGCAUUUUCAUUUUUUUUUUGCCUUCAGCGACUUCAUUCAGCAAAAACAGGAGCACCAGGUGAAAAGGUUGCAGCUGCAGCACUGCCAGUGUGAAGUGUGUAUAAGUGUGUGUGUGUGUGUGUGUGUGUGUGUGUGUGUGUGUUUGAGAUGGAGGGAAUUAAAGAAGAGCACAAGCAGAUAGAAGCACCAGAGACCAUCAAUGAGGAAGAAAAGGUGAUACUCAAAAACACCUGGUCGAAGGUGUAUGAGAAUAAAGAGGCAGCAGGAGUCGCUGUGCUCAUCAGACUCUUUACCAGUUUCCCGUCGGCGAAGCAGUACUUCAGCGAGUUUCGCCACAUGGAGGAUGUGCAGGAAAUGCAGUCGAGCACACAGCUGCAGAAACACGCCGUGAGGGUGAUGAAGGCCCUCAACACCCUGGUGGAGAACGUCCAUGACGGAGAGAAGAUGGCAUCUGUGGUGGAGCUGGUGGCCAAAUCACACGCUCACAACCACAACGUCGAGCCCAGGUACUUUAAUAUCCUGGCUGGAGUCAUUCUAGAAGUGCUGGUGGAGGUUUUCCCAGAAUCCUUUGACGCGGAGGCGCAGAGGGCGUGGUCGAAACUGAUGGGUGUGGUUUAUUACCACGUGACUCGGGUCUACUCGGAGGUCGGCUGGGCUUCCACAGAGUGAGAGUCAAUGAAGAAAAAAAGGGAGACACUUUUACUAUUAAUGCUAUACAAUAAUUGUUCUGGAUAACCGGAAUAUCAUGUGAGGAAAUCUGUUUCUGCAGGAAGUCUAUUCUUCAUGGACGACGUAAAAAAACAGAGGACAUCAUUAUGACAUUCAUUUACCCAAGUUUAUUAUACAUUUUUUUCUAUAUUAUUUUUUACAGCUUUUGUGUGCUGAUACGCAGUGGAUAAAAGUUGGUGGACACCUGACCAUGAGAUUGCUAUGUGCUUUUUUUUGAACAUCUCAUUCUACAUUUAGUCUUCAUUUUCUCUUCUUCUGGGAAGAUGUUCCACUAGAUUUCGUGGAGAUUUGUGUGAGAUUUUAUUCAGACACAAUGGUGUUAGUAAAGCCAGGUACUGAUGGAGGUGAGGUGAGGUGAGGAGGGCUGGGGAUGGUUUUGAGGUCAGAGCUUUAAAGCAGGAGCAUUUUCUUCACACUUCCACCUCAUGAAAAGCUGAUCUUCAUGAAGCUGAUAUUGUGCAAAAGGGCUUUGACAUGCUGGAACAGGUUUGGUUCUCCUAGUUCUCCUAGUGUGUGUGUGUGUGUGUGUGUGUGUGUGUGUGUGUGUGUGUGUGUGUGUGUGUGUGUGUGAGUAAAUAAAUCAUACAGUAUUUUAAGCGAGUGUUUUCCUCA